Messenger RNA from Halteromyces radiatus, 2033 nucleotides. RefSeq names its product trehalase. The transcript has 4 exons. Gene Ontology annotation, molecular function: alpha,alpha-trehalase activity. Gene Ontology annotation, biological process: trehalose catabolic process. The record is from RefSeq and is a predicted model, not a curated record. The annotation marks the transcript as partial. Lineage: Eukaryota; Fungi; Mucoromycota; Mucoromycetes; Mucorales; Cunninghamellaceae.
UUUUUCUUUUUCUUUUUCUUUUUCUUUUCUGUUUUUUGACUUUUGUUUUGAAUAUCUUUCCGAUCAAACGUACAUUCAUUAUUUACUUUUGAGUGCACAGAUGGCGGUAUUCUCUUUUUUUCUUCUUUUGAUAUUAUUGGUAUAUGCAGUUGACCUGAACCAUGCCGAUGAUUUUACACCUCUUACUUGUAAUUCCCCCAUUUACUGUGAAGGUCCACUCCUGAAAACUGUUCAAUUGGCUAAACUUUUUAAUGAUUCUAAAACAUUUGUGGAUAUGCCAACAUCCAAACCAGUAGAUCAAGUUUUAGAAGCUUUUCAUGCAUUGGGACAAAAUCCAGAUAAAACAAGCAUUCAAUCAUUUGUAGAAACCAAUUUUGCAAAAGAAGGAAGUGAAAUGAAACCUCAUAAUAUUACUAUACAUCCUUUAGAAUGGUUGGAUAAAGUGGAUGAUUUAAUUUAUCGUGGUUGGAUAAAUAGUUUACAUCAUGCUUGGUCAAGUCUUACUUUUGAAUUUGAUACUUCUCAUCUUUGUCAAGGUUGUGUCUCUAGUACAUUACCAGUGAAACGUCCUUUUGUGGUACCUGGUGGUCGAUUCCGUGAAUUUUAUUAUUGGGAUAGUUAUUUUGUUAUUGAAGGUUUAUUACAAAGUGGUUUAAAUUCUCUUGCUUUGGAUAUGAUUGAAAAUUUUUUGGAUUUUGUCGAUACCUAUGGAUUUAUGCCCAAUGGUGCUCGUAUAUAUUACUUGAAUAGAUCUCAACCUCCUUUUUUGGUUGAAAUGGUGAAACUAUAUUAUCAAAAGACAAAAGAUGUUGAUUUUUUGAAAAGAACACUUCCAGUAUUGGACAAGGAAUAUACUUUUUGGCAAAAGAAUACAACAGUGACUAUUCGACAAGGUGACCAAAAAUACAAACUCAAUCGUUAUAAUGUAGAAAAUCCUUCACCAAGACCUGAAUCUUACUAUGAAGAUUAUAACACUGUAUAUAAUGGUACCAAUUUUACCUUGAAACAACAAACUGACUUAUUUUCUGAUUUGGCUACUGGUGCUGAAACUGGUUGGGACUAUACAUCAAGAUGGACAAAAGAAAAAGAAUACGUACCAGGCACUGAUAUUUUACGUAGUCUCGAUACACGUAAUGUUAUUCCUGUUGAAUUGAAUGCUUUGUUAUGGAGUAUGGAAUCUACUUUGGCCAAUUGGUUUGAAGAACAUGGUACUGACUUGACAGCAAAAAAUCGCAAACGUAAAGUCUCUUUUUAUGAAAAGCAAGCAACUCAACGUCUCGAAGCUAUGGAUGCUCUUCUAUGGAAUCAUGAUAAGUCUUCUUUCUUUGAUUACAAUCUCACUAGUAAAGCUCAAAUUCCAGAUUAUUCACCUGCUUCUCUUUAUCCUUUCUGGUUGGGUGCUCUUCCUGCUCGUGCUCAAGAAUCCUCCUCUUUACAACAUGUAUUUGAUGCUACUCGAGAACUUUUGGUCAAAUACCCUGGUAUCUUAACUACAACCACUCAUAACACCACUAUGCAAUGGGAUUUUCCAAAUGGUUGGCCUCCUCUUCAAUAUAUCGCUAUGAAUGCUAUGAUUAAUGUGGACAAACUUUUGAAAAAAACAAGAUAUACUCCUUUGGCCAAGGUACUUGCUGAACGUGCUGCUGCUUCUGCCUUUUGUUCUUGGUAUCUUACUGGAGGAAGUGUACCUGGUGAACUUCAACAAUUAUCCAAUACAACUGAUAGUGGUCAUAUGUUUGAAAAAUUUGAUGUACGCUCUUUGACAGCUUCUGGUUUUGGUGGUGAAUAUGCUGUUCAAGUUGGAUUUGGUUGGACCAAUGGUGUGACAUUAUGGAUUUUUAAUCAAUUUGAUGGUUUAGUUGCUCCAAAUUGUAAUUCUACUCAAAUCUAUCAAGUACCUAGUUUGAAUUAGAUUUUAUGAUAUUUUAGUUCUUUUUUAUUUUUAGUGAUGUAUUUUUAUUAUAUAUAUAUAUAUUAUAUUAUAAACGCAUGAAAUAAAAAGAUACUCCUUUUCCUUUUUUGUCUCGUUAAAA